Molecule: messenger RNA, 1016 nt
Organism: Camelina sativa (false flax)
Lineage: Eukaryota; Viridiplantae; Streptophyta; Magnoliopsida; Brassicales; Brassicaceae
Product: 11-beta-hydroxysteroid dehydrogenase-like 2
Cellular component (GO): cytosol
Molecular function (GO): oxidoreductase activity
Source: RefSeq, a predicted model, not a curated record
AUGGAUUUGAUUCACACCAUUCUCAAUCUUCUUCUCCCUCCUCUUACCAUUAGCUUUCUCGUUCUAUUUUACCCAUUAUAUCUUUUUAUCAAACUCGUGAGCUGUCUUUACAAGCACCUUUGGUUUGAAAAUGUUGCCGGAAAAGUAGUUUUAAUUACCGGAGCUUCUUCCGGCAUUGGAGAGCAUGUGGCAUACGAGUACGCAAAGAAAGGAGCAUGUUUAGCUCUUGUUGCUCGAAGAAAGGAUCGUCUAGAGAUAGUAGCAGAAACAUCACGUCAAUUAGGAUCGGGUGAUGUCAUUAUCAUACCUGGUGAUGUUUCUAACGUUGAGGACUGCAAGAAGUUUAUCGAUGAGACAAUUCUUCAUUUCGGAAAAUUGGACCACCUUAUCAACAAUGCUGGGGUACCUCAAACUAUUCUUUUCGAAAAUUUCACCCAAAUUCAAGACGCUAAUCAUAUAAUGGAUAUCAACUUUUGGGGCUCCACAUACAUAACUUAUUUUGCCAUUCCUCAUCUUCGAAAAAGCAAAGGAAAAAUCGUUGUGACUACUUCUGCUUCAGCAGUUAUACCUUUGCCAUCGGCAAGCGUCUAUUCAGCAAGUAAAGCAGCUUUAUUAAAAUUCUUUGAAACGUUAAGAGUUGAGAUCAGUCCAGAUAUCAAAAUAACAAUUGUUAUCCCUGGAUUCAUAUCUACUAAUAUGACCACUCCUCUAUUUAUAGAUAUGUAUGGUUCAGAUUUAAUCCUCUCAGAAUCAGUGAGUAAAUGCGCAAAAUCGAUCUUCAAAGGUAUUGCUAGAGGAGAGACAUACAUAGCAGAGCCAUCUUGGAUAAAAUGGAUCUUUAUGAUACAAAAAGUUUGUCCUGAAAUUGUUGACUACGUACUCAACUACAUAUUUGUUCGCUAUGGCAAACCUUACCUCAAGCGUGAUUGAUCAUAACGGUCUAUCCAAGAUCUCAGGUCUUCAACUAUGGCUGUGUUACGUUGUCAAUUUGUUCAUUAUGGACAUGAAGCAUACAC